GUAUCCAGCUGGGUGGCAGGUGGAUCCAAGGGUUACCAUGAAGUUUUCAGGACCCCUGGAGAGCCAGAGGUUGUCUCUCCUCCUGGAGACGGCAAUCUCUAGGGAAGCUCAAAUGUGGAAAGCACAUGUGCCGAAAAUUCAGCCCAGUCAGGACGUAGCCAUUUCUCCAAAGCAGAGGGAUGAGGUCAUCCAGUGGCUGGCCAAGCUCAAAUACCAGUUCCACCUUUACCCAGAGACACUCGCCCUGGCCAUCAGCCUCUUGGACAGGUUUUUAGCUGCAGUAAAGGCCCGUCCAAAAUACCUGAACUGUAUUGCAAUCAGCUGCUUCUUCCUCGCUGCAAAGACCAUUGAGGAAGAUGAGAGGAUUCCAGUACUGAAAGUGUUGGCUCGGGAUAGCUUUUGUGGUUGUUCUCCAGCUGAAAUUCGCAGAAUGGAGAAGAUCAUCCUGGAUAAGCUGAACUGGGAUCUCCACAUGGCAACGCCACUGGAUUUCCUUCAUAUUUUCCACGCGGUCGCGGUGUCCAACAGGCCGCAGCUCCUGACCGUCCUGCCCACGCUCAGCCCCUCGCAGCACGUGGCGGCGCUCACCAAGCAGCUGCUGCACUGCAUGGCCUGCUACCAGCUGCUGCAGUUCAAGGGCUCCAUGCUGGCGCUGGCCAUCGUCAGCCUGGAGCUGGAGAAGCUGCUCCCCGACUGGCUGGCUCUCAUCAUCGAGCUGCUCCAGAAGGCACAGAUGGACAGCUCGCAGCUGAUCCACUGCCGGGAGCUCGUGGCACAUCACCUUUCCACUCUGCAGCCUUCUCUGCUGCCCAACUCUGUAUAUGUCUACAGUCCCCUCCAGCACACCCUGGUGACCUGUAACAGAGGAGCGUUCCCACCGCAGCCCUCCUCUGUCCCAGGGCCGGGGCUGCCCCAGGACAACCGGCCAGAAGCGCCGGAGAUGGAAGUGGACGACUUCUACGACGGCAUCAAGCGCCUGUACAACGAGGACCUCGCCCCGGAGGUGUGCGGGGGAGUCUGCGGCGCCGACGUGUCGCGGCAGGAGGGCAGCGUGUCCCCUUGUCCGCCCCUGCAGCCCGUGUCUGUCAUGUAG
Messenger RNA from Acanthisitta chloris (rifleman), 1093 nucleotides. It is a transcript of the gene CCNI, whose product is annotated as cyclin I. Gene Ontology annotation, cellular component: cyclin-dependent protein kinase holoenzyme complex; cytoplasm; nucleus. Gene Ontology annotation, biological process: regulation of cyclin-dependent protein serine/threonine kinase activity; mitotic cell cycle phase transition. The record is from RefSeq and is a predicted model, not a curated record. Gene Ontology annotation, molecular function: cyclin-dependent protein serine/threonine kinase regulator activity. The transcript is spliced from 7 exons. Bases 38 to 1093 code for a protein of 351 amino acids. NCBI's taxonomy places the organism in Eukaryota, Metazoa, Chordata, Aves, Passeriformes, Acanthisittidae.